Molecule: messenger RNA, 978 nt
Organism: Paramecium tetraurelia
Lineage: Eukaryota; Ciliophora; Oligohymenophorea; Peniculida; Parameciidae
Exons: 4
Source: RefSeq, a predicted model, not a curated record
AUGUUUAAGAAAAUUAUUUAAGGCUUUUCAAAAUAUUCCCACAGGUCAACCAUUCCAAGUUUACUUAAAGAUCCUAGAUAUACCAGACGUGGUAUAUCAAAACCAAAAGGAGAAACCAGAAUGCUAAGAAAACCUUCAAUACCUGAUAAUAUUCCAAAUGCUCAUCUUUAUUAUGAUCAUACCAAAUUUAUUGAGAAUUAAAAAAACAACCCUCCUACAUUAAAAUAUGAAUCUACAGAUUUAGAAUUCAAUUUGAGUAUACUUAAUAAUGACACAUAUGUUCACACUUAAGAUUUUAAACUUUGGAAGGCUAUGAAGUAAUUGAAUAUUCAUCAUCCAACUGAAGUCAAGAAGAAUUGGGAAUUAUUUGAUAGAGCUUAUAGAGUAAUAUUAGACAACGCAAGAUAUUUGGAUAUUUACAAUUUCAGAUCAUUCACCCAAGUUUCAUAGCAAUAUUAUUUUGAUGAUGAAAAAGUAUGGACAACAUUAUACAGAAUUUCAAUUCAAUUUUUUGUUGGUUGGGAACACUAGCAAACUCCAUUAUUGAGUAAAUUAAUUGAAAAAACUCAUUAACAAUCAUUUUUAUUCAGCUUCAAUAUAAUAAUGUAAUAGGCCAGACGAUUCAAAGUUGAUGUAUCUAAUGUUAUAAUUCAUUUUGAUUAUUUGAUGAGAAACCAUUUAAGAUUUUCUAAAAUUCAUAGUCAAGAAGCUUAUAAUAAAGUGGAGAAUGUUGAGGACAAGAAUCAAUUAGGUAAUUUCUUGUCUCAUUUUGCUUUCUGCAUUCAACAAAGAAAGGACAUAUUUAAUGAUGUGGAUAAAGAAGUCAAGGAGAAAUAGGUGGAGGAAUUCUUGCAUAAAGGAUAGAAGCUUUGUUUAGAGUCAUUUGACAAGCUCACUGCAGGGACAAAGAAAAACCUAUUAAAUUCUAUCACUCAUGCCAGAUAUUAAUAUAAACCCUUGUUUGAGAAGUUAAAAUGA